Messenger RNA from Sceloporus undulatus (fence lizard), 6407 nucleotides. Its product is annotated as ectonucleoside triphosphate diphosphohydrolase 6-like. NCBI's taxonomy places the organism in Eukaryota, Metazoa, Chordata, Lepidosauria, Squamata, Phrynosomatidae. The record is from RefSeq and is a predicted model, not a curated record. Bases 231 to 1535 code for a protein of 434 amino acids. Gene Ontology annotation, cellular component: membrane; Golgi apparatus. Gene Ontology annotation, molecular function: UDP phosphatase activity; GDP phosphatase activity. The transcript has 14 exons. Gene Ontology annotation, biological process: nucleoside diphosphate catabolic process.
CCUCAGCGCCUUCCCUGCGGCCUCCUCUCGAAGGGAGAAAAUGGAGGAGGAGGAGGAGGGCGGCAGGCUCGUCGUCGUCUCCACAGGGGCUAAAGCCGGCAGCUGACGGGAGGGAGAUGAUGUAGGCCCCGGGGAGCCUCGGCUGUGGACUGUUUUUAGGAACCGCUAGCGCUGAGAGGUACCAUGGGGAACACCAGUUUGAAGUGAAAGAAGAACGAUUAACAGAAGCGAUGAAGAUACCAAAACUGUUCUAUGCUUUUGCACUUUUCACAUGUGCUGCUAUUUAUGUUGUAUACAUAAAAUGGAAUUUGAAUUUAAAAACAAAAGAUACUCCUGAUGACCUGAAAAACCAACUUGAAAGUCAGACAGGAGGAACAGAUCAGAUGAUUUCUUAUGGUAUCAUGUUUGAUGCUGGAAGCACUGGGACACGUGUACAUGUAUUUCAGUUCUCACAGAAACCAAAAGAAAUUCCUAGACUAAUUCAUGCCACAUUCAAAGCUAUAAAGCCAGGACUCUCUGCAUAUGCUGAUGAUGUUGAUAAGUGUGCCGAAGGAAUAAAUGAGCUAUUGACAGUUGCUAAAGAUGAUGUCCCUAUGGAGUUGUGGAAGUCUACCCCUUUGGUCCUUAAAGCAACAGCUGGUUUAAGACUAUUGCCAGGAGAAAAGGCACAGAAAUUGUUGGAUAAGGUGAAAGAUGUUUUUCAAGAGUCUCCAUUCUUUGUGAGGAACGACUAUGUCUCCAUAAUGGAUGGGACAGAUGAAGGAAUUUCUGCAUGGAUUACUGUCAACUUUUUAACAGAUAGUUGGAAUGUCCCAGGACAGAAAUGUGUAGGAAUGCUGGACUUAGGAGGUGGAUCAACUCAGAUCACAUUUUGCCCACGCACCAAGACCACUCUAGAGAACACCUCUGCUAGUCACAUCACUUCUUUUCAGAUGUUUAACUCCACAUACCAACUGUAUUCAUAUAGUUAUCUGGGACUUGGCUUAAUGUCAGCACGACUGGGUAUUUUAGGAGGAGUUGAAGGAGAAGCCUUAAAAGAAGAUGAAGAAUUAACAAGUACCUGCUUAUCACCUGACUUCCAGGGUGAAUGGGAACAUGCUAAGAUAAUGUAUAAAAUUAAAGGGCAGAAUGCAGGAAAGUCUCUCUUUGAAUCAUGUUCUGAUGAAAUAGCAAAAUUGCUCAACCAGAAGAUUCACAAGACAGAUGAAGUAAAGGACUUGGAUUUUUAUGCUUUUUCCUACUAUUAUGACUUGGCUGCGGAUGCUGGUUUAAUAGAUAGUGAAAAAGGAGGGACUCUGGUAGUCAGUGACUUUGAAACUGCAGCAAAGAAUGUUUGCAAAACCAUGGAGAUUCAACAAGGAGAGCAGCCUUUUCUCUGCAUGGACCUCACUUACGUUAGUUUGCUAUUGGAAGAAUUGGGCUUUCCAAAGAACUGCAUUCUUAAGCUUGCUCGAAAAAUCAACAACACUGAAACCAGCUGGGCAUUGGGAGCAAUCCUUCACUACAUGGAUUCACUUCACAUGCUGCAAUAUUAGGGCUUUUGGCAUCCCGGGGGAUGUGGCAAGUCUGUGUCCUUCUACACAGAUGUAAAUCUACUCAGUUCUUUGGGUCACCAACUACAGCAAGCGCUGCUACUACUAUGAUCAGUAAACUACUACUGUUAGACUAGGGGAGAUGCAUAUAUGCCUUGAUCUAGCUCAGCAGUACACUCUGGUAUUUCACCUUGGAUAAUUCAGCAUAGCAGUACACUCCAUGGAGUCAUAUAUCUUUUUAAAGUGUCACUGGAAAUCACUGGCUAUUGUUCUGGAAAACAAUAGGCCAUGGCAGCUAAAACCCAGUCUUGGAUGGCAGAUCAGAGACUAAACUGGAUGAAUGUAAAAAUCCUCCUGUGAGUCAUGAUGGGACUUUGUUCAUGUUCGAAUUGUCCUGUGCUCUCUGUGAGAAAAGCACAUCAGUCAAGCAUUUUUCCCUUGCUGCUAGCAAACUGACGCUAGUGUCAAAAACAAGUGCACCUUUUUUAUUACAUAUUUUUAUGUGUCAUGGUGACUUGCUUUAAUUUUUUUAAAUGUGAAAACUAACUUAUCUCUUUUAAAAUAUUAUUUUGUUUAGUCAGAUCUAUGAUAAUGAGACUUAUUUUUUGAAAGCUGGUUGGACACUUAUAUAGAAUGCUAUUUGUGUACUGAGUUAUUUUGAAAGCACUGCUAUGGUUUAAAGGUCUGUUCCACAAGUCUUUCCAUGGCUUUAGCUUCUUCAGUGGUGGUUGUUUGCAAAUCCACAAUGUAGUAGGUAUAUGUUUGAAGGCACAGGCAAACUGUGUACACAGCUUGGAAAAAUGUUUUUUGAUUUUGUUUUUAUUACAGCUCCCAGUGCAAAGGACUGCAGAAAUUGUUGAAGUUGUAAUCCUAAAAAGUCACUUUUCCAAGCUGUGACAGCUUGCCAGUGCCAUGCUGGAUUGCUUAUCCAUGUCCUUAUGGACAAACAAACAGGUGACUUGACCACACAUUCUAUAAACGCCUUCUGAAAAAAUUCAGGAUGCUCUGUCUGUAUGUAAAAUUUCUAGAACUGGAACGGUGAGUUAAACAGUCUAAAGUGUUAACUGGUCAUGUAAAGAAUUAGAUUACCCUGCCAUAACCCCCCUUUAAAUUUCAAAAGGGGAAAUUCACUCCUAGAACUGCCUGUGUAGGUUCUGUCUGCAUCAGGAGUAUCUUUAGAUUUUGAUUCCCCUCUAUUCUUGGAAUUUGGAACAUUGUGCCUUAACUGUACUUCAGCCUUAGUCUCCAUUGGCUCUUGGUUAGGGGAUUUGAGCUGCUAAGUCAAAUAGCUACAUUUAGACUAGCCAGUGUAAUAGUGUCUAGUCAGGACAAGGAAUUAGGAGUCCAUUUCUGACAUUAAAAACCAAAAUAAGUGAUGAUUUCCACUUAUCUAAUCAAACUACUCCUUGCUUAGUCUCCUAAAUGCUAUGGUGUUUGUACCCUUUCAUCUCCUCUUCCUAUGCUCUGACAACCAUUUUCACUUUUGAAUAACACAGUGGAUUAUUUACUUCUUAUUUGCAUUAUUGGGAAUAGUCAGUUUCAGGUAGAAAGUUAAAUAACAUAAUUACACCUUCUUACUAAUUGAUAUCCCCAAGGGAUCAAAGAGCCAUCUAGUUCUGAACAAAGUGAAAGCCAAAUUGAACUUUACAGUUCUUAGUCAGUACAUGAAACACUGGGUCAUGAUAGCAGAUCUCUCAUGAAAUUUAUUAGCCAAUCAGAGGACAAAUGAUUGUGGGGAUAGAAUCCGAAUGACUAUCAUCCAAGGCGUUCUUUCCUGCGCAGAAAACUGUUUGCUUUAUGCUUUUUGGAGACACUGAUGGGUGAGGGAUGCAGCCUAAAGAUUUUUGAUAGUGAUUGACUAUGUGCACUUCCAAUUCUUUUGUUACUGAUUUAAGUUAAUAUAGUGUGACUCUUCAGCAUUAUACAUACGUAAAUUUCCUAGGGAGUUCAGAUGUUUACAAGGUUUCUUGAGCUGCCAAGGAGAACUUUAGUUUAAACUGUGUUCCUUCAUGUGAACCUUGCCUUCCUUUUAAGUAAAUGAAUGUAUAUAUUUGUUGUGCUGAGCAAAGAUCAUAGAAAACUAUGCUAAAACUACAGACAAAACUAUAUGUGUGUCAUUAAGAACCAUUCGGCUUUUAAAAAUGCAUGUAGGGGGGAACACUAUCACAGCAGCCAGAGAAAGGAGAAGCUUUAAUAUUCCCUCCCCCAUUGGUCCCAAUUAAAAAUUGCCUUCCUUUCCUCCUAGCCCUGUUGUGGAGACUUCCCAUUGUGUUAUUGUGGAGCUUUUUGCUACAAGCAAGCAUGGGGUGGUAGGUAUUUGUAGCUGGGACCCUCCUUUCUGUCAUUCCAGUAAAAGCACGCCUGCUGCUAUUAAAAACUGACAUGGUUCAUAAUGGCACAUUUAGCAUCACAUGUAGUUUGGUGCUAAGGUGAGAAGCAUAGCAAACUUGGUAACACUUCAGUUCUUUCACCAUAUUGUAAAGACACCUGAUAUGGUGAAGAGAAAGGCUUUUGAUUGUUCAGUAACAUCAGUACAUAUGGCCUCAUGUCCAUGUGUAUUUUGUAGAGCACUUCAAAUUAACAGCUCUGAAUAAUCUGAUCUGCAAACUACUGUAGCUAACAGAAUGUCUUUUUGUAUGCACAGACUCUUAUGUGAGAAAAAUCCGAUAGCAAAGCUUUGCUUAACAUUUGAUUGUAAUUGAAGCAACAUAUGUCUGAAUGCAUUUUGGAUAUUCAAAAGAAAAAGAAAGUAUUGUCAGUAAAAAGAAAAAGAAAAGAAGAAGACGAAAUUGAACACUGGUACUGUCUGAUUGAAGCGGAAGACAAUCUCGUCAUUCUGACUUUCUGGAGCAAGCUUGUUUUCUGGUGCUCCAAAGACUAGGACCCAGAGCAAUGGAAGCAAGCUGCAGGAAAAGAGAUUCCACCUCAACAUUAGGAGGAACUUCCCGACAGUAAGAGAGAGAGGUGAUACAUUGGAUAUGAGUGAAUGGCAUCUUUAAACUGGAACAAUAACAAAAACACUACAGUAAGGGCUGUUCGACAGUGGAACACACUCUUUCCUCGGAAUGUAGUGGAGUCUCCUUCAUUGGAGGUCGUUAAACAGAGGCUGGAUGGCCAUCUGUCGGGGAUGCUUUUCAUUUUAUGUGCAAUCAUGGAAGGGUUCACAUGUUUAAGACCCCUUACAAUAAUUUAAACAGUCUUGGAUGCAUUGGCAGAAGGAAGUUUAUAACUAGUAUCUCAUCCUGCUACAGGGAAGUAGAAGUGCAGCUACCCUCACUGUAGGCCUCUUAGGUAGGUUAGUCUGAGAGAGAAUGAGGAAAAUCUUAGUCUCUGCCAUGCAGUGAGGUCCUUGGCAAAGUGGAGAUUCAAAAACAUCUCUCUAAUUCAAGGUGAACUCUAAGAUUCCGUUUGCUACACCUCAGCAGUGCUAUGUUUUGCCUUAUUACAUGGAGUAAAAUUUCCUAUUCACGCUGUACUUUAUAUGCCUAAGAGGUAAGCAGUCCAGUUGUACUGCACCCUGAUCUAUGCAUGAGUCAAAAUGAAAUAGUAGGAAGUGCUGCAUCAUUUGAGAUACCUCUGGAAACAUAAAAUUAGUCCAUUGGGGGAUAUAUUUUUUCCCAGCUCUUUGCCUGCUGUUGUGGCUCUAUGUGCAGGGAAUUUUUUAAAAAUAAAAUCAAGUUAACCAUCAGAACUCAAAAACUACAAUACAUUCAACCCCUAUAUUCUAUUGCAUGUGUAGAAUUGGUUUUGACUUCUGCAAAAUCUUGCUCCUACUAAGGGAAGCAGUACCUUCCUGUCAGUCAUUUGUAAGUAACCCCAUGAACGUUCUGCAUAACCUCACACUUUACUCAACCUGUUCCUUGUAACACCACUCAAAAAGUACAUGGGUAUAUGAAUGUCUAUUUGUGCCUUCAAGUCACCUGCUAACUUACCUCCUGGUAAAUUGUAGGGCUUAUUUCAAGGAAACGUAGAUUAGGAGGCAAAAUGGUUAGAUAGCAACUCUUUGUAAAACUCCUUUGGUUUGAUUUUUAACUAGUGUUAGGAGUCCUAGAGAUGUUUCCCAAGGCAGUUAACAUAGCUAAUGUUCUGCCAAUUAGUUAAAAGGGAAAAUAGGAUGACUCAGGCAGCUGUUGUGAUUUACAAAGAAAGGACAAGGGUUAAGAAAUCAAAUAGCUGUGAAUGGAAAAAGAAACAAGUUGCCUUGAAAAGUAGAUGACUCGGUUUACAAAUGGGGGCAGAGGGUUAAGCUCUCAUCAUUAACAUCAUUUUGGUUUGGUUCCAUUAUCUUGUUUGGAAAGGGAAUUUCCUUGAGGUUGAGCAUUCAGAGCAAGACAGAAAAAUCAAACAGAUCCUCAUUAGCGAACAUCUCAGAUGCAUAUACUUGCAUAUAUUCUUCCUAAAGGGAGACAUGAGCAAAUACAUCCAAGUAGGCUCAUACACCUAUGCAGUUUAUCUGUGUCAUGUCCAGCCAAUUUAAAUAUGUGCUACUUUUAGGGAUAGCAUGAACUAUUUAAAAGACAAAUAAAUGGGUCCGAGGGUAAAUUGAGAUGCAAUUUCUGAGUCUUCUAGGGCAGCCCCACAUCGCAGUAAUCUCAUCAGCAGGUUACCAGCCCAUACACUACUGUGGAUCGGCUAUCUCUGUCCAGGAAAGGCCAUAGCUGGCACAUCGGUUGAGCAUGGUGCCAAGCAUUUCCAGCCUCAGAGUCCACCUGGGCUUUCAGUGACAGAGAUGGAUCUAGGAGCAUUCCCAAGCUACACACCUGCUCCUUUGGGAAGAGUGUAACCCCAUCCGGAACAGGCUGUUAACCCAAUUCCAGGAUCUGACACAAUAAUCCAUAGUGUCUUCGUUUUAUUAGGAGUCAACUUCAGUUUAUU